Molecule: messenger RNA, 1032 nt
Organism: Melanotaenia boesemani (Boeseman's rainbowfish)
Lineage: Eukaryota; Metazoa; Chordata; Actinopteri; Atheriniformes; Melanotaeniidae
Exons: 5
Coding region: 106-882 (258 amino acids)
Biological process (GO): DNA replication
Cellular component (GO): delta DNA polymerase complex; nucleus
Source: RefSeq, a predicted model, not a curated record
AAAAGGUUGAUCAUUGGUUGAUGUCAUGCUUUAUAAAGCAGGGUUCUUCCCCUGCAGAUACACAGAGAGUUCAAUUUCCAUCAGGUGGACAAACGUGGUGUUAACAUGAAGCUGGAGUUGCUGUUUGUGCUGGCUGUGGCGGCCCUGGUCCCCAGCUUCUCUGAGAGCCGAAUCGUCUCCAAAUGCGAGCUGAGAGACGACCUCGGAAAGGUCAUCACCCUGAAAAAGAAGCUUGUGCCAUACAGGGACCAGAUUUUGGCAGUUGUCAUCUGUGAGGUGGAGAUGAGAUCCCACUUCAACACCAACCUGGUCACCGUGUACGGUGAUCGCAAACCUACAACAACAGCCACACCAACAACUCUUCCAACAGCUGGAAAAAAUGUAACAAUUGUCGAUACAACCACCACAUCAACCACCAACUCGACUACAACCACAAGUCCAUCUACAGCAAACGCAACGAUCACAAAUUCAGGCUCUGCAUCCAACAUCACAGCUAGCGGCAGCAGAAAAAAGCGGGAUGCUCCAAGAGAGAACAAGAAGAAGUCAAAGUCUAAGGAGUCUCUGGUCUCCUCUAAUGAGAAGGAGAUGGAAGACGAUGAGCAUGAGGAUGAUGAGGAAGAUUCACCAGAAAACAAGCCAAUGAUGGGAUCGUCUCUCGGCUACUACGGGAUCUUUCAGCUUUCUGACAGCCAUUUCUGUGAUUCCGGUUAUCGUUCAUCAAAGAAUCUGUGCCGUUCAUCCUGCUCAGCCUUCACCGAUGACGACAUAACUGAUGAUGUAGCUUGCGUCGUAGGGAGCGGUUACUGGAAGCAUCUGCUGGAGAAAGCCUCUAAACAGUGCCAGCGUGUCAAGAAGACCUACUUUGCUGAAUGUGCAGCUUGACGGCACCAUUUCCUCCUGCAGGAAAAGCAACUUGUUAUCAGCACUAUGGGGUGAUCUAGUUUAUGGUGGUUGUUUUAAUAUUCAAUACAAAACAAAUGAUUCUAUGUAUGUCGUUCUGUCUGUGAUCUCUCAAUAAAUACAUAAAAUACA